Messenger RNA from Mixia osmundae IAM 14324, 1869 nucleotides. RefSeq lists its product as uncharacterized. The transcript has 8 exons. NCBI's taxonomy places the organism in Eukaryota, Fungi, Basidiomycota, Mixiomycetes, Mixiales, Mixiaceae. Gene Ontology annotation, molecular function: guanyl-nucleotide exchange factor activity. Gene Ontology annotation, cellular component: cytosol. The record is from RefSeq and is a predicted model, not a curated record. The coding region runs from base 1 to 1869 and encodes 622 amino acids. Gene Ontology annotation, biological process: positive regulation of GTPase activity.
AUGAACGAGGUCGAUGCUCUGCGGGUGGCAUUGGAGGGUGAGAAGUGGCAGGAUGCUAGCGAGAUUGCUGAGCGACUUGCCAGCGAGCUUGCGCAAGUGAGCACGAGAGCUGCUUCUGCUUCUACGACCCUCGUGGAGACCGUCAUUCAUCACCUUCGCAGGCACACGGCAGCCGAAGUUGAGCCAAGAGCAAGAGCAGAAGGGCAGCUGCUUCGUGUGCUUGGCAAUUAUUGCAUCGACAAUGACGUCAACAGACAACAUUUGCUCGACAACGAUGUGUUGUCGUGCAUAUCGCCCUUCAUGCUCCUUGACCAGCCGGCGAGCAUAGACGCGCUAGCGGCUCAAAGAACGUCUGUUGGCAUUCUGCUCAAUUUGACCCUCGACUAUGCACCUGCGCAAGAUGCGUUGGCCGCGAGAAGCCGAUCAGAUAAUUGUCUCGACGCGAUGCUCACUUUACUUGCGAGCGAUGCUACGCCGGAGCCAUUGCCGCUUUGGAUCUGCAGCAUUGUGUCCGAUGUGUUCUCGGAAGAACCUCGAAGGAACGCCAUACCGAUAGUGCAAGUCGUUGCCGGUUUGAUCGCACGCAUCAAUCUCUUGCCUGCAUCGAGCCUAUCAGAGGAUCACCUCGAGGUACCACUAGAGCUUACUCAGAUUGUCGAGGCAAGCACUGAACAGUCGGCGCGCCUGCUCGCUGAGCUUGCGACUUCCGAGCAACCCGUCACACUUGCUAGAGCUCUGCAUCGCCUGUCAUGUCUGUGCGCGCAGCAAACCCUGGCUGAGCAGCUGGGAAAAUCAACCCAAGCGCUUCGCGAAGGACUCAUCAAGGUCCUUGUAGCGUUGGCCAGCGAAGAUGCUUGCGCUCGUUUCGACCCUAAUUCGCUUGGCCUUGAAAUUCUGCCUUGGAUCUCAAGCUACAAGCAGCAGGCGCAGACUGUCGGUGCCGCAUCUGCAAACGAGCUCGCUAGCUGCGCGCUCCUCAUUCUCGCCAACUGCGCAAAGACAGAAGAACGCUCGUCGCUGAUUGCGAGCCUAGACGGAUUAUUGGAUAGUGUACAACGACUGCUAGCAGUCGGCAUCGAUCCAGCUACGCCGUCGCUGCAGCUCUGCUACGGUGCCAUGGGUCUCUUGCGCCGUCUUGCCGUAGCUCCUGCUUUACGAGCGCAACUCGGCACGCGAGCCAAUCUCGAGGGUGCUGCUACUCUGCUAUCAGACACUUUCAGACUCGCACAGCCUUUGCAAGACGUCGCGCUGGGUUUCCUGCGGUUAUGCUGCACAAAACAAGUUCAAUCAGCCGCACUGCUCGCCAUGUACCAUCUCGACGCCGUCAUGGCAUUCAACGCUCAAACAGACGUUCCCAAAUUGCGGCUCGAGAGCUUUCGGGCUGUUGCCCAAGCGAUUCAGUCCAUCUUCUCGAGCGCAACAGAAGGAGGUUUCGUUUCAGAAGCACGUGCCGAGCUCGCAAAGCCACCUGUGCUCGUGUAUAUGAUCGACAUGCUGCACUGUAGCGCAGGAUUCCCAAGCCUGAUUCUCGAAGCUGCGAAUGCUCUCAUCAUGCUCGCAAGUGCAAAGGCAUUACAAGAGGACAUGCAAAUCUUGCUGAUCAACACGCGAGCUGCAACUAGCAGCAGAAGCGCGCAAAGCUCGUUCGAUCUCUUGUCUGACUUUGUGAGCGACACAAAUAGUCCAGAAGAAGUCAGGGCAACAAGCUGCAAUCUGUUGUCGCUCGCUAUUGCUGGGAGCAGCACCCCAUUGCCGCAAGAUGCGCGCGAAAAGCUCCUCAGUGCCCUCAAUACCUGCAUCGAAUCACCGCAGCCUUCACUGCGCUCAGCAGCACGUACGCUAGCUGGGCUCGUCGGCGGACACGCUUGA